UGGGUAAGAGGAAGCGCGAGGGCCGGCCCGCUCCCCCCCACGUGUCCGCUGAGUUUCUCCACUAGCAACAUGGCCGCUGCCUGAGCCCGCAUCCCGGCUGCCGUCGCUUCUGUAGACCUCUGGUAUCUACACCCUUGGCGCCGCCCGCGAGCGGUCUCCGCGGCGUGAUCGAGUCUAAGGACUGCACGGCUGGCUCCUCCUAGUAUGGCCAAUGAAGAAGAUGAUCCAGUUGUACAGGAGAUUGAUGUGUACUUGGCCAAAAGUCUGGCAGAGAAGCUCUAUCUGUUUCAGUACCCUGUGCGUCCAGCCUCGAUGACCUACGAUGACAUUCCACACCUGUCUGCCAAGAUCAAGCCCAAGCAGCAGAAGGUAGAGAUUGAGAUGGCCAUCGACACCCUGAAUCCCAACUAUUGCCGCAGCAAAGGGGAGCAGAUCGCAUUGAACGUGGAUGGCGCCUGUGCUGAUGAGACCAGCACGUACUCCACGAAACUGAUGGACAAGCAGACCUUCUGCUCUUCCCAGACCACCAGUAACACAUCCCGCUAUGCAGCUGCACUGUACAGGCAAGGUGAGCUCCAUCUGACGCCUUUACAUGGCAUCCUACAGCUGCGGCCCAGCUUCUCCUACCUGGAUAAGGCUGAUGCCAAGCACCGUGAGAGGGAAGCAGCCAAUGAGGCAGGGGACUCUUCACAGGAUGAGGCGGAGGAAGAUGUGAAGCAAAUCACGGUGCGGUUCUCCCGGCCGGAGUCAGAGCAGGCCCGCCAGCGCCGUGUGCAGUCUUACGAGUUCCUGCAGAAGAAGCAUGCGGAGGAGCCCUGGGUGCACCUGCACUACCAUGGCCUGAGGGACAGCCGCUCAGAGCAUGAGCGCCAGUAUUUGUUGUGCCAGGGCUCGAGUGGGGUGGAGAACACAGAGCUCAUCAAGUCACCCAGCGAGUACCUCAUGAUGCUGAUGCCACCCAGCCAAGAAGAGGAGAAAGACAAACCCGUGGCCCCCAGCAACGUGCUUUCCAUGGCCCAGCUGCGUACGCUGCCCUUGGCUGACCAGAUCAAGAUAUUGAUGAAAAAUGUGAAGGUCAUGCCUUUUGCCAAUUUGAUGAGCCUUCUGGGCCCCUCCGUGGAUUCUGUGGCUGUUCUACGUGGCAUUCAGAAGGUGGCAAUGUUAGUCCAAGGAAACUGGGUGGUGAAGAGUGACAUCCUGUACCCUAAGGACUCGUCCAGUCCUCAUAGCGGCGUGCCUGCUGAGGUGCUCUGUAGGGGCCGAGAUUUUGUUAUGUGGAAGUUCACGAAGAGUCGCUGGGUGGUAAGGAAAGAGGUGGCAACAGUGACCAAACUCUGUGCCGAGGACGUGAAGGACUUUCUGGAGCACAUGGCCCUUGUGAGGAUCAACAAAGGCUGGGAGUUCAUACUGCCUUACGACGGGGAGUUCAUCAAGAAGCACCCAGAUGUGGUCCAGAGGCAGCACUUGCUGUGGAUGGGCAUUCAGGCUAAAUUAGAAAAGGUGUAUAAUCUUGUAAAGGAGACAUUGCCAAAGAAGCCGGAUGGACAAUCAGGGCCUGCAGGGCUAGUAUCAGGGGACCAGCGGAUAGAAGCAGCCAAGACCAAGGCUCAGCAGAACCACACCUUCCUGGAGCGGGAGCUGCAGCGGCGGAAGGAACAGCUCCAGGCAUCCACAGUCCUGCCCAGUGUGCACAUCAAAGAGGAGCCCCUGAGUGAGGAGGGAGAGGAGGAGGAUGAGCAGGAAGCAGAGGAGGAGGAGGAACCCAUGGACACUGCACCCAGUGGUAGUCUCAACAGGCUGACCAAUGGGCUGCCUGCCGGGCAGGCAGGAGGUGGGGACAGCUUCAAUGGGCACCCACCCCCAGGGUGUGCCAGCACCCCUGUGGCUCGGGAACUGAGGGCCUUUGUGGAGGCCACCUUUCAGAGCCAGUUUGUGCUCACACUGAGUGAACUGAAGCGCCUCUUCAACCAACACGUGGCCAGCCUGCCCCGUGGCCACGUGCUCUUUAGUGGCAUCUCGGACCACAUGCUACAGGACACGGUGCUGGCCGCUGGCUGCAAGCAGAUACUCGUGCCUUUUCCCCGACAGACUGCUGCUUCCCCUAAUGAGCAGAAGGUAUUUGCCCUCUGGGAGUCUGGAGACAUGAGUGAUCAGCAUCGACAGGUUUUGUUUGAAAUUUUUUCCAAAAAUUACCGAGUACGCCGUAACAUGAUCCAGUCCCGUUUGACUCAAGAGUGUGGAGAAGAUCUAAGCAAACAGGAGGUGGAUAAAGUGCUAAAGGACUGCUGUGUAAGCUAUGGUGGAAUGUGGUACCUUAAAGGGACAGUACGGUCUUGACGACACUGGCAAACCACUAACAGUAAACCCAAAGCCAAGGCGAGGAUGGCACAGCCAGAAGUCCGAGUCUUGACUUGCUUGAGAAGACACAGAGCAAGAGGAACUGCACAGCUCAGGGCCUGUGGCACUGCAUGGUCCAGGAGACAGAGGGGAUCCUACACAGCUGGUGGCACUGCCAGCUUAUGUGAGAUCUCUCCUAGAGAGACCGGCCGGACCUUCUUCGCAGUACAAUUGGAAAUUCCUGGUGUAUUUUGCUUAUUAAUUGGUUUCAUUCUCAUAAUAAAGAGUACACUGAUGUGGGAAGGAUGAUGAAAAUCAUGGUUUAAUAUUUUCCUUUUUAAACAAUGCCAACAAAGUCAAAGUUUAUGUUUACAAGAUGAAGAAAACCUCAAGGUUUUUAAUAUUUAAAAUGCCUAAAAGCCAAUAUUUAGUCUUAGAUCAUCUGUUUGCUAAGACUUCUGCCAAUUUCAUUAAACCAAAUUGAAUUGUUUUACAGUCGGUCUCUGUGGCCACUUUACAACAACCUACUUUAUGUAGCAGUCCCAACUGUUUACAUGAACCGUGGCAAAAAAAUUAGAAUCAAAUCCAUCUGCUCUUGAUUUGCAUAAAGAUGUAAGCAAAACCAGGUAAGUAUAGAACAAUGUAUAAAUGAGGUUAUCAAACUUUGAUGUACAAAAUUUAUAUUUUGUGUAUUUUUAAAAUAAAUGCUAACACUAACCUGGCAA
Molecule: messenger RNA, 3062 nt
Organism: Cavia porcellus (domestic guinea pig)
Lineage: Eukaryota; Metazoa; Chordata; Mammalia; Rodentia; Caviidae
Gene: Polr3e
Product: RNA polymerase III subunit E
Exons: 21
Coding region: 205-2337 (710 amino acids)
Biological process (GO): tRNA transcription by RNA polymerase III
Cellular component (GO): nucleus; RNA polymerase III complex
Source: RefSeq, a predicted model, not a curated record